AUGCAGAAUAUGCAAUUGAAAGCGGAAAACAAGUACAUUUGGGCAUCCAUUGACGAGAGCACCGAUAGUGAAGGUCGAAUGGUAGUGAAUUUCAUUUUCGGUAUAUUGGAUGACUGCAAAAAUAGUCCUGAACGAGGUAUUCAAUACAACAAAGUGCUCCUUGCGUUAACCGAUUCAGCCAGCUAUAUGCUCGCAGCUAUGAAGGGCUUGCAAAUAUUAUAUUCAAAAAUGUUGCAUGUGACUUGUCUUUCGCAUGGAUUGCAUCGUGUCGCCGAGUUCAUUCGUGACAAAUUCUCAAACGUUAACCAAUUGAUCUCAAAAACAAAAGCAGUAUUUUUGAAGGCUCCAUCUCGUCGAAUGAAGUUUCAACAAAUGAAUGCAGGACUGGCUCUACCACCAGAACCUGUUAUUACACGUUGGGGUACAUGGCUGAAUGCGGCUAUUUACUAUUGCGAUCAUUUUUCCGAAGUCAAAUCUGUAAUCGAUACUUUUGAUAUAGCAGACGCAGAAUCAAUUGGUUUAGCACAACAAGCGUUCAACAAUGGGGAUGUGGAAGCUGAUUUGGCGUACAUCAAAACCAAUUUCGCAUCACUGAUAGCUGCAACCGUCAAACUUGAAACACAAGGACUUGCUUUGUCUGAAAGUAUUGAAAUCGUUACAUCUAUUCGAAACGAACUACGUUCGUUGUCGCGACAAGAAUUCACUCGUAAAUUCGAAGCAGUUUUGAAACGGAAUCGUGGUUUCAUACCAAUAUGUGACAUCAAUAAUAUUUUGAAUAGGAACAUGCAACCAACUAACGAAUACGUACAUAAUCUCACUUCACAUGAACUUGCACUGUUCGCGUAUGCCCCAUUGUCUUCUGCAGACGUUGAAAGAUCGUUUUCCGAUUAUAAAAAUGUUUUAACUCUUAAACGCAGAAGUUUUCUUUUUGAAAACGUGAAACAACAUGUCAUUGUUCUUUGCAACGAAUGUAAACAAGCUGAUACGGUCACCAAACAGCGAUGGUAUAAAGGAAUUUUUGCCACUGCCGAAGAACAAGAAGACGAUUACGACGAAGAUUAUUUAUUGGAAUCGAAGCGUAAUAAUAUCAAUUUAUAA
Molecule: messenger RNA, 1098 nt
Organism: Sitodiplosis mosellana (orange wheat blossom midge)
Lineage: Eukaryota; Metazoa; Arthropoda; Insecta; Diptera; Cecidomyiidae
Exons: 4
Coding region: 1-1098 (365 amino acids)
Source: RefSeq, a predicted model, not a curated record